CCGUUCCUUGCACGGUAACAAGACAAACCCAUGCGGUUGAGGACGCAAACGCGACGACCGACAUAGAACGAACUACGAAUAGUCGGACCACGUGCAACUUGAGCUUCGAUAAAUAAUUCCAGCUCAAGACGAAGUCGACACCCGAAUUGAGCCUGCCAGCUCCGCAGAAGCCAAAAAAAAAAAACAAAAAAAAAAUUCUUGUUCGACCACUCACUCUCGAGGAAAGGAAAAUAAAGGAAACGAAACGGCCAAAGAGCCCCAGAGCCACCCAUAAUGUCGGAGCAAUUUGUGUUGGCCGCCAAGCGUGGCUUCCGUCAGAUUCCUGGCGUUGUCGUCUCUGCCGGUCUGAUGGAUCGGACUGUGAAGGUCCGCGUGGGAGGAAGGAUAUACAACAACGUGAUCAAGAAGUACUUCAACAGACCAAAGACGCACCUGGUCCAUGACCCCAACAACUCGUGCCUGACGGGCGACGUGGUCGAGAUAUCUCCCGGCUGGCCGACGUCUCGACACAAGCGCCACGUCAUCGUCUCCAUCCUCGCCGCCGCCACCACGCCCGCCGAGUCCCGCCCACCCGUCCCGACGCUCCAGGAGAGGAUAGCCGAGGCGCAGGCCAAGCGCGCCGCCAAGGUCGAGAGGAGGGCCGCCAUCGAGGCCGAGACCCAUGCCAAGUAUGCCGCCGCCAAGGAGGAGAAGAGGUUACGGAAGCUCAAGAAGGAGGGCAAGCUCCCGCCCGCCGAGGAGCAGGCCGCAAAGGAGGCUCCCGAGACUGAGUCGUCAUAGGUUGUAGAGUGAGGGAGAAGAAGAAGACGAAAAGAAAAGGAAACCAAAAAAAAGAACCACCCAGGUGGCCCUCCUCUGGGCUUGACUCUCGAAAAUUCUUGGGCGGAUCGUGCGACGUUGGUGUGGUUGCUCAAUGCGCAGGGUACGGAGUGUGGCCUGCAGUGUAGCAAAUGGGGCCGAGAGACCUUAUAAGGACGGUCAGAGCCCAUGUUGGAGAAUAAGAGCUCAUCGUCAGGAACCCAAUAGCCUGGCUCAUGAGAUAAACUGUAUCAUACCUCUGUGUAAAUAUAGAUUUAAAGAACUCAUCUUGUAACAGGUUUGCGUAAGUGAUUGCAUCGACAACAAAU
Molecule: messenger RNA, 1127 nt
Organism: Pyricularia grisea
Lineage: Eukaryota; Fungi; Ascomycota; Sordariomycetes; Magnaporthales; Pyriculariaceae
Exons: 2
Coding region: 274-780 (168 amino acids)
Biological process (GO): translation
Cellular component (GO): ribosome; mitochondrion
Molecular function (GO): structural constituent of ribosome
Source: RefSeq, a predicted model, not a curated record